CUUGGGUUUUCUUCUCUGUUUCCAAAUUGAUUCUCAACAGGAGUGAUUUUGGGCACAAUGCGUAAGAACAAGCAAAAUGAAGGAGAGAUGAAGAGCGACAAGCAGCAGAAGAAGGAAGGAGAAAAGAAUGAAGGAAAGAUGAAGAGCCAAGAGCAGCAGAAGAAGGAAGGAGGCAACUUGACCGUGGUUUUGAAAGUUGAUUUUCACUGCGAUGGUUGCACCCUUAAGAUUAUCAAAGCCGUUCGAAGUUUUGAAGGUGUGGAGAAGGUGACUUGUGACGGCGAAGCCAACAAGGUGACGGUAAUCGGGAAAGUGGAUCCACUGAAGCUAAAGGAGAAGGUUGAGCGGAAGACGAACAAGGCAGUUCAGCUUGUCUCUCCGUUGCCUAAGGACUGCAAGAAAGAGAAAGUCCCUGGAAAAAAUGGUGAAGAUAAGAAGCAGAAACCCAAAGAGAAAGAGCCUCCAGUUACCACUGCGGUACUGAAGAUACACCUACACUGUGAAGGAUGUAUCCAAAAGAUACAGAAAGUUAUCACUAAAAACAAAGGUUACAAGGAGAUGAAAAUGGACAUGGAAAAGGACUUGGUGACAGUGACAGGUUCAAUGGAUAUGAAGGAAUUGGUGGAGGAAUUAAAGAGGCAGCUAAAAAAAGAUGUUGUAAUUGUGCCGCCGAAGAAGGAAGGGGGAGAGAAGAAAGACGGCAGCAGCGGCGGGAAUGGAAAAGGGAAGGAUGGGCAAGGCGGCGACAACAACAAGGGGGGGCAGAUGGAUAAUAAUGGAAUGCAGGUUCACUAUGGGUAUCCGUACAUGGACAUGUACUCUGCAAUUCAGGCUUCUGAGAUUUUCAGUGAUGAAAAUGCUAAUGCUUGCAGUAUUAUGUGAUUGCUAGUGUCUCUUUGGUUGAAAAGGAAUAGGACUGUAAAUAAACAAUAGUGGGGCUGGAGAUAGUUAUCCAAUUUUAUACUAUAUGUC
Molecule: messenger RNA, 972 nt
Organism: Nicotiana attenuata
Lineage: Eukaryota; Viridiplantae; Streptophyta; Magnoliopsida; Solanales; Solanaceae
Product: heavy metal-associated isoprenylated plant protein 3-like
Exons: 5
Coding region: 58-882 (274 amino acids)
Molecular function (GO): metal ion binding
Source: RefSeq, a predicted model, not a curated record